AUGCGCUACUUUCCACACGCGCAAGACUGCAGCGGCAGCCCUGUAAGUUCAGAGGGCACAGAGUACCGGCCCCAGGAGCCCAGUGAGAGUGCUGAGAGUGAGGAGGUUGCCCCCACCACUCGAAAGAGGAAAACAACACAGGAGGGAAGGCUGAGACAAUUAAAAUUUAGUGAAUUUGAAAAUGAGGCGCUAGUUGAGGGGCUAGUGCCAGUUUUCCACAUUCUCAUUGGCAAAUAUGCAACCAAAACCCCAACAUCAAGGAAAACCAAAGCUUGGCGGGACAUUACGGAACACGUGAACAGUGUAGGUGUCUGUGUCCGCAAUGUCCACCAAUGCAAGAAACGUUACCAGGACAUAAAAAGGUGCCUGAAGAAAAAGCUGGCAGAGGAGAACAGAUCAGGAACUGGAGGAGGGCCCCCUAAAAGGGUGCAUUACACCCGUUACGAGGAGCUGCUGAUGCCAUAUAUACACCGGGAGAGCGUGCGCUGUGUCUACGGCACGUUCGAUACAGACCGGAAUGUUGCCCAAGAUUCAGCUCCACCUGGGCCAAGCAGGCGCAGACCAACGGCAUCUGCUCCCGUUCCAGGUCGUUGCUCCUUGUCAGUGCUGGCCUCCCCACGCAGCGAUCCUGAAAUAGAAGGAGAAGGAUUUAGUGGGGAGGCAAGCGAGAGAGGGUCCCACGUCGGUGGCAGCGGCGUGGCCUUCUCCUCAGAUGAGGAGCCGGCUAAUAUUCCGGAUCAACAGCUCCCAACCCAGGCUCCAACCCAGGCUCCAACCCAGCAAGCUAAAAAUGCCUUUCAUCAAACUAUAACUAGGCAUCACAAAGCCCAUAUGCAAAAACUCCAUGUCCAACAUGUCGACUCGUGUGUGGCAACUAAUGCCUUCAAUGCAGCUCAGGCAAGGCAAGCCGCACACGAGUCGGCUAUGCUUGCUCUGCAACAAGACCUAGUAGAUAUCAGUCAGGCAAGACAUGCUGCACAAUUGCAGCAUGAGGCCAGGAUAGAAGCCAUGAUGGAACAAAGGCAUCUUGCUCAGUCACAACACGAGGUUGCCAUGUUGAGCCUGCAGGAGGAGAUGGUAGAGCUCAAAAGGCAAAAACUGGCUCUGUUGGCUAAAGAGAAACAACAAAGUGCUGCACCAAAGCCAACAGAGCCCACCAGCUCUACCAGCGCAGCUCCCCCUCCUGCAGGCUCAACAAGGCAGCUUCGCAAGCGAAAGUGA
Messenger RNA from Xenopus tropicalis (tropical clawed frog), 1221 nucleotides. RefSeq lists its product as uncharacterized. The transcript is spliced from 5 exons. Bases 1 to 1221 code for a protein of 406 amino acids. The record is from RefSeq and is a predicted model, not a curated record. Lineage: Eukaryota; Metazoa; Chordata; Amphibia; Anura; Pipidae.